Molecule: messenger RNA, 6292 nt
Organism: Octodon degus (degu)
Lineage: Eukaryota; Metazoa; Chordata; Mammalia; Rodentia; Octodontidae
Gene: Hycc1
Product: family with sequence similarity 126 member A
Exons: 12
Coding region: 271-1530 (419 amino acids)
Biological process (GO): protein localization to plasma membrane; phosphatidylinositol phosphate biosynthetic process
Cellular component (GO): plasma membrane
Source: RefSeq, a predicted model, not a curated record
GGUUGGCUGCCUGCGGACGGGUCUCUCUCCAAGCCUGUCAGAGUGGCUGGAGGCAGUGGCGGCUGUCGGGGCUGGUUUGUCAGUCUGUGAGAGGAGGGGAAGAUGGCUCGCCGAGACCCGUUCUGCUAGGAAGAAGGGGGGCAGGUGGUGCUUUACUCUGGAGGAAGCACAGCCGCCGCCGUCGUGGUGGCUGCUAGCCGCUCAGGUCGAGGUUCUGCAGUGGAGCUCCCGUAGCCGCUCUGAUUGAAGGCUUGGAACACAUGUGGAAAGAUGUUCACUUCAGAGAGAGGGGUUGUGGAAGAAUGGUUGUCAGAAUUUAAGACCCUGCCAGAAACAUCUUUGCCAAAUUAUGCUACAAAUUUGAAAGACAAGAACUCUUUAGUUUCAUCUCUCUAUAAAGUUAUCCAGGAGCCACAAAGUGAGUUGCUAGAACCAGUCUGUCACCAACUCUUUGAAUUCUAUCGCAGUGGAGAGGAACAUUUGCUACGAUUUACACUGCAGUUUCUCCCAGAACUGAUUUGGUGCUACCUUGCAGUCUCAGCCAGCAGAAAUGUGCAUAGCAGUGGAUGCAUUGAAGCUCUCCUUCUAGGGGUUUAUAAUUUGGAAAUAGUUGACAAACAAGGACAUAGCAAAGUAUUGAGUUUUACAAUUCCAUCUUUAUCCAAACCAUCUGUAUAUCAUGAACCUUCCAGUAUUGGGUCCAUGGCUCUAACCGAGAGUGCACUAUCCCAGCAUGGACUGUCAAAAGUUGUGUACAGUGGACCCCAUCCUCAAAGGGAGAUGCUCACAGCCCAGAACAGGUUUGAAGUGUUGACAUUCCUUUUGUUGUGUUACAAUGCUGCCUUAACCUAUAUGCCCAGUGUUUCUCUUCAAUCACUGUGUCAAAUUUGUUCAAGAAUCUGUGUUUGUGGAUAUCCUCGACAGCAUGUAAGGAAAUACAAAGGUGUAAGCAGCAGGAUUCCAGUCUCUUCAGGAUUCAUGGUGCAGAUGUUAACAGGAAUUUAUUUUGCCUUAUAUAAUGGAGAAUGGGAUCUAGCUCAAAAAGCAUUGGAGGAUAUUAUAUACCGAGCUCAGCUAGAAUUAUAUCCAGAGCCAUUGCUGGUUGCAAAUGCUAUAAAGGCUUCAUUGCCUCAUGGUGCCAUGAAAUCUAGUAAGGAAGGCACAAGGUGUAUUCAAGUUGAAAUCACACCAACUUCCUCUAGAAUAUCAAGAAAUGCAGUAACCAGCAUGUCAAUAAGAGGUCAUAGGUGGAAAAGACAUGAGCAACCUGACAACAAUAAUGAUACUACUGAAUUGGGCAUCCUUGUCAUUCCUGAGAUUAGUGUCACAAAUGUGUCCGGAGAGAGAACCGGGAAUGGGGAAAAAGGCAGAACACUAGGAGAGAUUGAUGCUCAGCAUAUGCAGGGUGUGCAGGAAACAGCCACAGAUCCUAGAGCUGAGAGCAAAGGCUUGCCAGAGAUCAGGAGGCAAAAAUCUGUGAGAAAAAUGAUGGAGGAUGGAAUAAACUCACCUGGCAGAGUGCAGUUUUAGCAGAGCACUUUAUAGCUGCACUCCAAGGAAAUACAGAAUUUACAGGUCAAGAAGAACUGAUGGAGAUAUCUGAAGUUGACGAGGGAUUUUAUUCCAGGGCUGCUUCUAGUACCAGCCAGUCGGGUUUAUCAAACAGUAGUCACAAUUGUAGUAACAAGACAAGUGUAGGAAAGAACCAGAGACGGUCAGGAGGAAGCAAAACUGGAGGAAAAGAAAAAGAAGCUACAGGGGAAUCUUACAAAGAUCACUUUGCUCGAAAACAAACUCAGAGAGCCCAAAGUGAGAAUCUUGAGCUUCUCUCUUUGAAGAGACUAACUUUAACAACCAGCCAGUCCCUACCUAAGCCUAAUAGCCAUGGUUUGGCUAAGACGGCAGCGACUGUAUUUAGCAAAUCCUUUGAACAAGUCAGUGGUGUCACAGUCCCACAUAACCCAUCAUCUGCUGUUGGUUGUGGGACUGGGACAGAUGCCAAUAGGUUUUCUGCCUGUAGUCUCCAAGAAGAAAAGCUCAUUUAUGUUUCAGAAAGGACUGAGCUUCCAGUGAAGUAUCAAGCAGGUCAGCAGAGACCUCCUAGUAUUAGCAUUACUCUGUCCACCGAUUGAAGUGUAACAUAGUUUUCUUCUUAUACCCAGUAAAUAUGGAAAUAUGACUGCUCCUUAAUGAAAGUGCCCUGCUUCUUUCAUGACUGUUCCUAACAUGAGCCCUUGACUUUGAUGAAGGGAAUAAUGUCUAGGUUAGUGAAUGGAAUGAUGUCUAGGUUGCAGUAAGUUGAAAUAAUGGUUUUGUUAUUUCUUGGUCUGCCCCCUACCCAUUUGAGUCUUUUUCUUUUUCAUUGUUACUGUUCUAAGAUUGUGGUGUGACAAUAAAUAUUGGCAGGUUGUCUGAUUAAGUUGCUUACAUCUCCUGUGACGUUUUUAGUUUGUUUUAAAUAUCUUCUACUUGGGUAGCUGUGUGUUUGCCCUUCAAAGUCAAAGGGCAUCUCCACAGAAGGAGACUGGCUCAUAAAAGAUGGGACAGAGGAGCACAUUCAGGAAUUCCACAGUUGGCCUUUCAGUCAGCUGCCCUGAAAAACAGGCACAUGAAUAAACAAAAUGUUUACUAUGAAAAGUGCUAGUAGAAAUUACUUGUAACCAGAUCAUCUUUAAGGUUAGAACAGUUUGUUCAAAGCACUGGAAAAUGGCUGACAACUCACAGAUGAGUUAUUUUGUGAUUAUUAUGUGGCUCCAGGAGAUAGAUGGGCAGGGGCAUUUUUGUUGAUCUCCUUAGGAUGUUUGCAUAUCAGGUUGCUGGCAGAUAAUGUUGUUAUGAAGUGUUUGGUCUGGGUUUAGCAGGUGAAAAUUCCUUUAAAUUCCUAUAAUAGGCCAUAAAGCUGAUUGAUUUAGGUUGGAUUCCUAUAAUUCAGAGCACACAUCACUGAAGACUUCCUGGAAAUCAUUGUAAAUCUUGCAACGCAGCUCUCAAAAUACCAGUGUGAACUGUAUGAUAUUGAAUCAUUUAUCAGCAAAUGAAGGAAAUUAGAUACCAAUCACUUUUCAUCUGUAAGAUGUCAUAAAAGAAAAUAUAUAGUGAAAUAUGGGCAAAGGAUAUCUGUAUAUUAACUAAUUUAAAGUUGUCUUCUUAAAUAAAUAUGAAAAAAUUAAAUGUAUUUCUUGAUCAUGAACAGAUCUAUUUAAAUGGUUUUUUAUGAUAUAGCAAGAAUAAUCAUUUACCUCUAACCACAAAUAAAAAGAAGAAAGGCAGGCAGGCAGAAAAGCUAAAUAAGCUUACAUGUAGCUACAAGAGACUAGAGCCUCUAGAUAGACGUAAAGUCUUGGUAUUUGGUGUUUGUUAGUGGUAGCCAUUUCAGCUAUUGUUGAGGUUUUCUGUAAAGCAAAUUAUACUUAAUAAUUCAGAGAGAUAGAGGAAGAAAUGGAGAGAGAGACUGGAGAACAGGGCUGACAAUGAGAGUAGGUAGCUGGGAAAGAAGGCCUUGGAAGCUGUACACUUCUUGAGUGCUUUAAUUUUUAGCACACAGAAGUUUCCUUACUUGUGCUUCCUAGCUGUGGUCACAAAGAAAACAUGCUAGUGUUUCCCCUUGUACUUGUUCAUGCACAGAUCAAAUACAGUAUGUAAAACCCUGUAUGUAUUGAACAGUGCUAGGCAUUUAUAUCAAGUGCAGUUUUAACCAUAUUGCUUUGCUCAUCAGUUUAAACCUAGUUCUUCAAAAGUCAUGAACUAGUUUUCACUCAUUAGCCUUGAAUAUAAUGUGGUUUUUUACCAUAAAUGAAUCUGAUAUUUUUAGUUCCAGUAAUAAAAUGGAGUAAGAUCCAUAGACAUAACUGGUAGUCAAAAACUGGAAGGCAAUUAGAGCUGAUUUUGUAUUAAUUUAAUAGCAAUCCUGUAUACAAUUUGAAAUAUAUGUAAAGUAUCACUGUGAAUUUCCUAUUGUCUUUUCCUAAUUCUUUAGCAAACUUUCAUUCAUGCAGAGUUACUAACAGUAUUGACAUUAUGGUAUUGAGUUAAAAGUUUGGAAUUUUGAGUAAGUCAAGAAGCUUAGAAAUGAAGAGUAAAUUUGAAGAAACAUUAGCUGGCCCAGACAAGAGAACAUAUUUUAAUAUUAUAGCACUGUAAUGAAACCUGAUUUUGGUAUCAUUCUAGACCUUUUCUAUUAACAUGGCUGUGGACCAGUAAAGACAAUUCACAUCAUCAGCCAUUUUGGUAAAAAUUCUAAAUAUCAAGACCAGGCCAUGUGAAUAAAAAUUGACAUUUUAACAAGAUUUUUUAUGGAUGUUAUCAUUUGAGAAGAUAGCAGGCUUCUCAGUGGUCUCACAACCCUAGAUCAAAUAAAUAUUUAAUAUCAAAUAUCAUAACCUGUAUUGUUUUUAACAGCUAAUUAACUUUAAUAGCAUUGACUCAUGAUGUAUCUUCUAAUUCUGAAUUCCUAACGAUCUGUACUUAUUAUUGCAAUAAAAAUGUAAAUUUUAUAGUUUUCUUGUUCAUCCUAAAUAAAAUCAGAGGUAUAGAUGUCUGUAAGUUUAAGUAUGUGAGGUUAUACCUUUUGUACUUAAACUUUUAUACAAUGUACAUCAAAUUUAUCUGUGUAUAUUCUUUGUUUUAAAAAUUUCUUAUUCAGUGGGGGUGAUUCUGAAUUUUUGUUUCAAGUGAUUUGCACCACUUUGGUUUUUGUACUGUGGAAUAAACAGUAAAAUUCUUUGUAGUACUUUUGAUACUAUUUCAAAUAAUUAUGCAGUGACAAUUUUUAACUGUAAUAAUUAACUACAAAAAUAAUUGUUGCUGACCAUACUAUUCUUUCCCUAUUUGUCUUGUAAUGUGAGUUGUCUUUCCUAGGUUAUAUGCCUUUAAAGAAGCUAAUGCUUGCAGGUCCCUUGAGUAUCCAGAAUAAUACCUUUUAUCAAGGGAAGACUCCACAUGAAACUCUGGUUAUUUUCCCCAUAGUGGAGAGGAUCUGAAGAGAAAUUAAAGUUCUUUUCCACAUUUUAAGCCUCUAAGGAGUCUUGAAGUCACCCAACCUUACUUUUGAACCCCAACUUCCUGGAUGAUCUAGUGAAGCUGGAUCUAGCAUUGACCUCUUGAGACCCAAGUGGGAAGAGAAGCAAAGUAAUAAGGGAGUGGCCCAGAGCUCCAGGGCACAAUGACAUUCUCUCUUUAAAGCCAUAGGGAAGCACCCUGGUGUCCUUGUCCCUCAUUGUGGAACUUUUUAAGGCAAACUCUUGUAGACUUGAAGAAUAGAAAUUUUUAGUCCUUAAAUGACAGGUUUGAUUUUUUAAAAUCAGCAUUUCAUUGCCUUUUUCAAUUGUGAAGUAACUCAACAAAUCUUACUCAUUUUUUAAAAGUUGAAUUAAUAAAUACAUUUAUAAACCAAAAUAGACCAAAAUGAUCCCAGUUUUAAGGGAUUUUGCCUAUUUUGGAAGAAUAAAAUGAAACUAUUUGAGGUGUUAAGUCAUAGAGGAAAAAAAAAUGUACUCUUAGAAUUAUGUAAGGCAGUGUAAUGUUUGAGUAUAUAGGCAUAAUCUAUAUUAAAGGAGAGCACAUCAAGGAAAUACAUGUUAAAUGAUGUAACUGAAAAAAUACAAAAAAGUUUAAAAGGCAAAUAAUUUGAUGUGUACUUAAGUAUUUUUUUUAAAUUAAGUAUUUUAGAUAGAAAUUGAUGUAUGAUAAUGUAUUCCCAAUCUUUGAAUGAAAAAUUAAAACUUUGGUCCUUUGAUUAGCAUGGAUUUAUAUUUUUAGAUGUGUUGCUUAGUGAAAUUAAACUUAAUACAUUGAGUUAUUUAAAUUUUAACAUUGUUAAAUUCCUCAUCACAAUAUAAAUAUAUUGUCUUUGUAUUUUGUAACUUGUACAUAUCUAAAGAGUCUAGUAGUGAACAUUUUUGAAUGUGUUAUUAUGUUUUUUUAUAGUGGAGUUCUAAGAGCACCUGUGUUGUAAUAUAAAAUUUUAACUAGAAAACUCAAGAUCUUAUUUCACAUACUGUUCAAUUCUCUCAUAUGAAGUUUAUUGUGUACCUCUUAUUUUUACCUCUAAUCAUGUGGUGAUACUAAUCUUUUCCUGGUGAAUAUUCUUGUUUCUAACUGUAUUCCUAGAGUUUACAUUCCUGAAAAGUAAACAUGACUUUGACUAUUUUUACAUGUUCUGUACCCUUUUAAGGAUAUAGAAAUCAACUGGAAUUUAGUUUUUUGAAGUUUUGUAUGUUUGUGUAAAUGUUCUCCAUCCAUAUGCAGUACUUUAUACAGUAAAUGUUGCCUCUUGUGUUAUUGAAAUAAAAAG